This is a messenger RNA of Aegilops tauschii subsp. strangulata, 1149 nucleotides long. Its product is annotated as BURP domain-containing protein 14-like. Lineage: Eukaryota; Viridiplantae; Streptophyta; Magnoliopsida; Poales; Poaceae. The record is from RefSeq and is a predicted model, not a curated record.
AUGGCUGGAGUCCACGUUUGCAGCGCGGAUUGCCGGCUGCGGGAGCGCCAGGAUCUGGUGGCUGCCAUCACCACGUUCGACUCCUACGGCCUCAACGGGAACACCCCGCAGAACAACUUCCGGAGCUACUCCUCCGGCAGCAAUGGCGGCGCCGACGAUUUCAAGGGGUACAGGGACAAUGCCAACGUCGGCGACGACAGCUUCACGUCCUACGCGAACGACGCCAAUGGCACCGCCGCCGACUUCCAGAGCUACGGCAAGUCCGUGAACCCAGGGAGCGUGGCGUUCAAGGGGUACGGCCAGGGCGCCAACCCCAACCACCGCAUUGGGUUCACGCGCUACACCGGCGACAACACCAUCUUCAAGGCCUACUCCAACGAGGGCGUCGAGUUCAAGGAGUACCAGAACAUGUUGAGGAUGGAGGUGUCCAAGGUGGCAGCCAACCUCUCCCUCUCCUCCUCCAGGAACCACCGCCCGCCGCCCAAGUGGUCGCCCAAGCCGGGGAAGUUCUUCCGCGAGCGAGACCUCAUCACCGGGAACCGGAUGCCGAUGCCGGACAUCACCGACAAGAUGCCGCCACGCGCGUUCCUGCCGAGGGACAUCGCCGCCAAGAUCCUGUUUGAGGCGGGUGCCGUGUCUGCGCUGUUCGGGGCGCCGUCGGGCAACGCGAUGAGGCAGGUGGUGGCGUCAACAGUGGAUGAGUGCGCGCGCCCACCCAGCCGAGGCGAGACCAAGCGGUGCGCGACGUCGGCCGAGGACAUGCUGGACUUCGCCGUGGAGAUGCUCUGGGACAAUGUGGCCGUGCGCAGCACCGAGUCUGCAGCUGGCAGCAGCUGGGACAUCAGGAUCGGUAGGGUGGCCGGCGUCGCCGGCGGACACGCGACGCGGUCCGUGUCGUGCCACCAGAGCAUGUUCCCGUACCUGGUGUACUACUGCCACUCGGUGCCGAGCAUGCGGGUGUACGAGGCCGAGAUCCUGGCCACCGACUCCGGGUGGAAGAUCAACCGUGGCGUGGCGAUCUGCCACCUCGACACGUCGGACUGGAGCCCGGGUCACGGCGCAUUCGCCGCGCUUGGCGGGAAGCCGGGUGAGAUGGAGGUGUGCCAUUGGAUCUUGCAAGGGGACAUGGUUUGGACGGUGGCCGAUUGA